Messenger RNA from Anoplopoma fimbria (sablefish), 813 nucleotides. RefSeq names its product homeobox A11b (gene hoxa11b). The record is from RefSeq and is a predicted model, not a curated record. The transcript is spliced from 2 exons. Gene Ontology annotation, biological process: regulation of transcription by RNA polymerase II; anatomical structure development. Bases 1 to 813 code for a protein of 270 amino acids. Lineage: Eukaryota; Metazoa; Chordata; Actinopteri; Perciformes; Anoplopomatidae. Gene Ontology annotation, cellular component: nucleus. Gene Ontology annotation, molecular function: DNA-binding transcription factor activity, RNA polymerase II-specific; RNA polymerase II cis-regulatory region sequence-specific DNA binding.
AUGGAUUUGAAUGAGCGGAUUUCUGGCUCCAAUAUGUAUUUACCGAGCUGCACUUACUACGUCUCCGGAGCAGACUUCUCAGGGCUCCCACAUUACUUAACCCAGAGCCAGUCCUCUUGCCCCAUGACAUACCCCUACCAGUCAAUGCCACAGGUCCCGUCCGUGAGAGAGGUGGCGUUCAGAGACUAUGAUGCGUCCAGUAAAUGGCACCACAGCAGGGGGAGCCUGGCACACUGCUACCCGGAGGACAUGGUGCACAGGGACGGCUGGCCGAGCCCGACCUCCCGGGGUGCAGAGAUCCUGGUGAAGGGUAGUCACUCCAGCAGCUCCUCAAACCCGACUCCCGGCUUCCACGGCGUUGGGAGGAACGGGGUCCUUCCACAGGCGUUCGACCAGUUCUUCGACACCGCAUACGGGAUCGCAGAGAGCAGCACGACGCCGACGACCCAUGCACCAGACCCGGACAGACAAGGAGCCAAAAGCAGCCCUGCUCCGGAUCAUGCAUGCUCGGACAUGUUGGAGAGCUGCAGCCCCAAGUCGUCCCCCGGCCACAGCGACGAGAAACACAGCAGAAGCAGCAGUGGCCAGAGGACGCGCAAAAAGAGAUGUCCUUAUUCAAAGUAUCAGAUCAGAGAACUGGAGAGGGAGUUCUUUUUCAGCGUUUACAUCAACAAAGAGAAACGCAUGCAGCUCUCACGGAUGCUGAACCUGACAGAUCGACAGGUCAAAAUCUGGUUUCAGAACAGGAGGAUGAAGGAGAAGAAACUGAACAGAGACCGUUUACAGUACUACACCACGACCCCCCUGCUAUGA